Molecule: messenger RNA, 2487 nt
Organism: Dalotia coriaria
Lineage: Eukaryota; Metazoa; Arthropoda; Insecta; Coleoptera; Staphylinidae
Gene: Set8
Product: SET domain containing 8
Exons: 6
Coding region: 318-1514 (398 amino acids)
Biological process (GO): regulation of DNA damage response, signal transduction by p53 class mediator; regulation of transcription by RNA polymerase II
Cellular component (GO): nucleus; polytene chromosome
Molecular function (GO): protein binding; histone H4K20 methyltransferase activity; transcription regulator activity
Source: RefSeq, a predicted model, not a curated record
GCGUCGCUAAACACAAAACGGUCGGCUGUCGCGUUUAUCGGUCGUUGCAUGGCCGUGCAAUCAUUGUGUAUUCAAUUCAACUCGCCUUAAUCACCCGGAUCAGCACUCAUCUGCAUAAUUAUCAUUGCUAAUCACCGCCGCUAUAUUGUUGGACAUGCAUUACGUGCGUCGACGAGUGAAAAAGAAGUGCGCCGCGUGUCGUCUGUGACUUUCGAGCCCCGGACCUGGAGACGCCGCAUCAUUUGCCCCGCACAUUGUGAAAAUCGCUAAAAAUCAACGGAAAAUACCAUUCUGCCAUUGCAAUCGACAGAUUCACAAUGGUUCGAGCGAGACGAGUACGUGCGGUAGUGGCAUGCACACAGAACGAUGAAUGCUGUUCGCCAAACCCUAAAAGGAAGGAUCAGGGCAAAAUUCUGCAUAAUGUCAAUCAAUCCAUCACACAAUUCUUUACCGCUGUUAAACCAAGUGAACAUCUACCAGAAAACAUUCUUUCUGAGGGAAAUGACUUGGACGAUGAUGAAAAAGAAAAAUUUAAAGAAAUACCAGAUGUUGUCUUAGAAGACUUCAAAGACAACCUACCCUCAACACCACACCGCAUUGAAUUGCACUACGAUAAAGACGAAGUCGCAAAAGAACUAAAACUCAAAAAUUUCAACCAUGAGAAACAGCAACAGUUACGUGACGAAUCGAAAUCAUUGUUCAAAGAACUCCAAUUGCCUUUACUAAGCGACGAUAUCGAGAUUAUCGAUGAAAAGCCACAGAUUAUAACCGAGCAGACUGAGGAGGUUCGUAAAGAGCUAUGCAGUCUGAACGAAAAUGUGAAUCAAAACCUGAAUCAUCAAAGCGAGAAUGUAACUGCAACCAAUAACAACACAACAGUAACAAAGGCGCGAAGAAGAUUAAACAACAAUCAGUCCGCUAAUCAGCAAGCGCAGCCGCUGAAAACCAAGAGCGUGGCGAAGAACAAUGCCGAAAACAAAUCAAACAAUCACAAAUUGACCGAUUUCUUCCCGGUGCGACGCUCCGAGCGCAAAACGAAGAAAACCGUGCUCGAGGAGAAGCAGAAGACGCUCGAGGAUAAUUUACGCAGCGGGAUUGAGAAAGGGCUGAGGGUUUAUCACUUUGAAGGCAAAGGGCGUGGAAUUGUCGCGAUGCGGAUGUUCAAUCGGGGUGAUUUCGUCGUGGAGUAUUCCGGCGACCUGAUUGACAUGCAGGAGGCACGUGGGAGGGAGUUGAAGUACGCUCAGGAUCAAAACACAGGAUGUUAUAUGUAUUAUUUUAAACAUAGGAACAUACAGUAUUGUAUUGAUGCGACUGCUGAAACAGGCCGCCUUGGCCGACUGGUAAAUCACUCAAGGAAUGGCAAUCUCAUCACACGCGUGAUCGACGUCGACCAAGUACCCCGACUUGUCCUCGUCGCGAAGGACACCAUCGAGAUUGGUGAAGAAGUCACCUAUGACUACGGCGAUCGCUCCAAGGAGUCUCUCAGGCAUCAUCCGUGGCUAGCCUACUAGAAACAAUUAGUUUAAAUGCACAUAGUUUAACUUUGACAUUAUUUUUUGUACACGAUCAAGCAUCCGAAUAAUUCGUACUUUAUAAGCGCUAGAUGCACGAGACAUUUGAUGUACAUAGAAUUUGCUUGUUUAGACAAUGUUCGCGCGCAACUAAAACAAAUAUUUUACAUGAAAGUCGUCUGUGUUAGACUGGAAAUUAUGCCAUUGAUGUGUGGAGAUUAUCGUUUUAGUUUGUUGACUGUUGAAAGACUGUUUAUUUUGGCCAAAGCGUAUGUAAAAAAGAAAGAAAUUUCAACUUGAAGUGCUAAUCAAAUUUGUUACAAGAACGAGCAGACAAUGCACACUCUUUAAAUAAUUCACUUUUGCUAAAUAUUGUAUUAGUUUGUAAUUAUUACGUUGUACCUUAGUGUGGCUAGAUAAUUUUUGUUUGUUUUUAUUUUGCUGGGUUGUUUUAAUGUAUUAUUUUGACACGUUUACAAUAAUCACAUCAUCAUUUAUUUGAUGUGAAUAUUGACGCAGUACUUGGACAUUUUAAUCAUGCACAAAACUGAGUAUUAGUAAUAAGGGCGACGACGUGAAGGGGAGUCUAGUGACAGAUUUGUAACAUCACUGCCAUCUUAAUCACUACCUGCUGUAGAAAAUGUCCUUAAAAUUAUUAUUAUUAUAACUAGUAUAUUUACCGCUGAAUAUUUACAGUUUACUUUAUACACUUAAAUCUAUGUAAUUUAAUUUUAGAUGUUAGUUUUAUUUAUUCUUCACUGAGUCACUGGUGAAUUUUUGGGUUUCACGUUAAACUGAUGGAGAGAGAGAGUUGAUGUUUAGGGAAAGACUUGUGGGUGUUGAUGUUUCGUUGACUUAGAGAUAUUACAUAAUGCAAGGCGAAACACUACUUGUAAUUGUAAGGAAGUUUUAGUUAAGAACUGUACACUUACGGAAUAAAGAGAAAGGAACGCGAACCUCGCUUAUAAGAUUA